Grus americana (Whooping crane) is the source of this 2799-nucleotide messenger RNA. RefSeq names its product gamma-aminobutyric acid receptor subunit rho-3-like. NCBI's taxonomy places the organism in Eukaryota, Metazoa, Chordata, Aves, Gruiformes, Gruidae. Gene Ontology annotation, molecular function: extracellular ligand-gated monoatomic ion channel activity; GABA-A receptor activity; neurotransmitter receptor activity. Bases 917 to 2443 code for a protein of 508 amino acids. The transcript is spliced from 11 exons. Gene Ontology annotation, biological process: nervous system process; signal transduction; monoatomic ion transmembrane transport. Gene Ontology annotation, cellular component: synapse; neuron projection; membrane. The record is from RefSeq and is a predicted model, not a curated record.
UGGUCUGUACAGUGUAGAUGGUAAAUUAAGAUCUGACGCUACAGGCAUGUGAAAUGCGAGGGUAUCAGGGGAGAAUCACAUAACCCCUUUACAACUGGUUAUUCAGCAUGUAGCAUCUUCUCCCUCCUGCUGUGAGUGAUGUUGAUCAGAGAGUUAUCAAAGUUGUUGUUUUUAAAAUAACACAGUAUUUCAGGGGUUUUGCACAACCUUGACUCCUGAAUCAACCAUGCCUGAAAUGAUUGCCUUCAGAAGACUCUCUUCCCUGCCCUAUUGAGUCUGUUGAUUCUCCCUCUAUACGCUGUGCAUACCUGGUAGCAACUUGAGGUCUGAGCAACCACCAUGUCAACACAGAGGAAGAAAACAAGAUAUAAAAAAUAAUGCUGUCAAAAAUAAGGCAAGAGCACAGUAUAGCUUUUCAGGCUGUUUUAUUUAAACUUCCUGAUUCAGACCUUGAAUUCCUGGGUGAACUUAUUUAAGAUUUCAAACUCCAGAUCAAUGUUCUGCAUCAAUUUUCUACAGCCUGUUCUUGGUAUAUGGUCUGUACUGACUUUUCAUGAGGAAGAUAUCUGCCUGCCUAUUGCAUCUCAUGUUUUCAACCUUGGGAUGAUAAAUUUCUUUGUGGUUCCCCAGUAGAAGCCAAGACCACACUUUCUGUACCUUUAAUCUGCCGAGGUAGCAACAAUUCUUCCUCCCAAAUAUAGGUUUUUUGAUGCCUUUCUCAUUUCACAACAGUCGUAUAAUGCUUCAUUUUGAUUUCUGGAAAGUGAGCACAGAAGGGUGGAACGCCUGUACUAUGCAGUGGUCCUCCCUGGAAAUGCAGAAAACCUGUAUCUUCUCAGUUCCAAACAGCAUGUGAAGUAAUGAGUUUCAACACUGACAAAAGAAGAGGAACUCAGACCUGCAAGAUCAGGUUGGAAUGAAGAUCCCGCAGGAUCAGGGAACUGACACAGAAGGGGUAGAAACUCUACAGACACUGAGCAGUGGAUGUUUGUCCAAUGCUUUCAACUACAAAUACAACAAAAAAUACAAAGAGAUGGUCCUGGUCAUUAAACUUCUGUUCCUCACCUGCCUGUGGCCGACAGCAGUGCUACACACUUCUCAAAGUCACCAUCACCAUCUUCACCAUCGGCAACAAUUCUCAUUCUUGAGAAAGCAUAACAGCAAACGAGAAAUUAAAAUGAGGAAACUUGACAGCACCAAAGUACGGCCACUUAAAUCCGAGCAGCUUCUUCGCAUAGAGGACCAUGACUUUGCCCUGAGACCUGGAUUUGGAGGGUCACCAAUACCUGUGGGCAUUGAUGUGCAGGUAGAAAGCAUUGACAGCAUAUCUGAAGUUGACAUGGACUUCACAAUGACUUUAUAUCUCAGACAUUACUGGAAGGAUGAAAGACUUUCAUUUCGUAGUAACAAAAACAAAAGUAUGACUUUUGAUGGAAGACUGAUAAAAAAGAUCUGGGUACCUGAUGUGUUUUUUGUACACUCCAAAAGAUCUUUCAUCCAUGAUACAACUGUGGAAAAUGUUAUGCUCCGAGUAUACCCUGAUGGCAAUGUACUCUUCAGUCUACGAAUAACAGUUUCUGCUAUGUGUUUCAUGGAUUUCAGUAGGUUUCCUCUGGACACUCAGAACUGUUCUUUAGAACUGGAAAGCUAUGCAUACAAUGAAGACGAUCUGAUGUUAUACUGGAAACAUGGAAACAAGUCCCUGAGCACAGAUGAGCACAUCUCCCUCUCUCAGUUUUUCAUCGAAGAAUUCAGUGCUUCCAGUGGACUAGCUUUUUACAGCAGUACUGGUUGGUACAAUCGACUUUUUAUAAACUUUGCACUCCGGAGACAUAUAUUCUUUUUUGUGCUACAAUCCUAUUUCCCAGCCAUGCUGAUGGUGAUGCUGUCUUGGGUUUCAUUUUGGAUUGACAGAAGAGCUGUUCCUGCCAGGGUAUCACUAGGUAUAACUACAGUGCUGACAAUGUCAACCAUCAUGACAGGAGUAAGUGCCUCAAUGCCUCAAGUGUCUUACAUAAAGGCUGUGGAUGUGUAUUUAUGGAUCAGCUUCCUUUUUGUCUUCCUGUCUGUCAUCGAAUAUGCAGCAGUGAACUAUCUCACCACAAUUGAAGAGAGAAAGCAACUCAAAAAAAGGGGCAAGGCUUCAGGAAUGUAUACUAUUGAUGCAGUGCAAGCAAUGGCUUUCGAUGGCUGCUUUCACGACACGGAUGUGGACAUCGACCUGACUGCUUUCUCAGACCGCUGUGAAGAGAAUGAGACUCGGGCCUGUGCAGCCAGCGGCUCCAAUGUGGACACAGCUCGCAUAAAGAGGAAGAGAUCUCUGAAGGGAAACGUGGGCAGGAUUAUUUUACAGAACAAUCAUGUUAUUGACACAUAUUCCCGGAUUAUAUUUCCCAGUGUGUACAUUGUGUUCAACUUUUUUUACUGGGGUUUGUACAUAUGAACAAAAAUCAUUAUAAGCUAGACACUAUUUUGCGUCUGAGAGUAGCGUUGUGCUUUAAAAGUAACGCAGCAGCAGUAGAAGAAAGAAGGGUUAAAAGUUUCUGAAACUGACUUCUGCGUCAUACCGAGGCUGGUUUGGUUAGCAGCAAAACUGUUAAUGAAAACCUCUCAUGAGUUUGUUUUUUUUUUCAAUUGGACUGUGAAAUGUUUCAUUGGGGCGAUCUAAUGCACAUGCUACUACUGCAGUAGCAUAGAGGCAGUUUUCUCACACACCUAAACACAGCAGCUCCCACCUGAAGUAUUACCACUCUCUACCGACACACUAACCGUUCCUCUUUAAUCAGCCUGCCUGUUUGU